Messenger RNA from Seminavis robusta, 987 nucleotides. NCBI's taxonomy places the organism in Eukaryota, Bacillariophyta, Bacillariophyceae, Naviculales, Naviculaceae. The record is from the annotation of a GenBank genome assembly.
AUGACAGUUUCUGCUUCUACCGCUGUUUCUCCAAUGCCACCUGCAGGCAGUUUGCAAGGCAGUUUGCAAGGCAGUUUGCAAGGCUUGAAAGUUCCUGAAGAAACAGAGAUUGACCUUGGAGACGUGAUGGAUUGGCCACACCGUCCUGUCAUGGUUCAAGCAGGCGAAGGCACUCACGUGUUUGGUCUAAAGGAGGGGCAGCCUCUGCCUUUGGGUGUUCCCUUUGAGUUUGAAUCCCCCCUAUUCAAGGGCAAAAUGCUGCUGAGGUUCCGAACGGCCAAAUCAGAUGAUGUGGCGGGACACGAAAAUUAUUUUAAUGGGAGGAAGAGGCUGAUGCAGACCGUGGUUCAGGGAAAGUUCAAGAAGACUGGCAUCAAAAUGAGCGACCUAUGGGCCGGCAGUAUCUUUCAUCAGCCAUUGGCGCAAGCUCCUCCUCCUUACUUUACAAAGGUCAUGGACGCUGUCAUUCGACGUGUCGCUCCUGGCGUACAGUUGGAUCUCGCUUCCAAACAACCAAAGGUCAUUGCUCUCUAUGCUGGAACUGCACAGACUAUGAGAAUUGAUGUCCCUGGGCAGGAGCCUGAUAUUACUGGGGCUGACAUUCCUGAACACUUUGCAACCAACUUGAAUCCUCAAGCAUCCCUUCAAGGAACAUUCAAGCCAGAAAAGGUAAACACCGCUGCCAAGCGGCGCAAGUACCUCGCUAACCCAAAAAAGGCAGCAAAAUUCUCCUUUGAAACCGAUAAAAUAUACACACUGCACCAGUUCGACGAUGCUAUGAACUACGGACAAGGGACCAUGCGCAUCCCUAUGUAUGGCGACUACGACAUCAAGCCUGCCAUUGGAUCACAGCCACUGUCUUUGACGGCCGUCACCUCUGCGGGAGAAACUCUAUAUUCCUUCCGCAUCUGGCACGAAGAGACCGUCAAUGGAAGCAUCUUGGACAAGCAGAGCAACCAACUGCAGGAGGAACCUCAAAAACAGUAA